This is a messenger RNA of Lepus europaeus (European hare), 426 nucleotides long. It is a transcript of the gene OTOR, whose product is annotated as otoraplin. The transcript has 4 exons. Gene Ontology annotation, biological process: cartilage condensation. The coding region runs from base 1 to 387 and encodes 128 amino acids. NCBI's taxonomy places the organism in Eukaryota, Metazoa, Chordata, Mammalia, Lagomorpha, Leporidae. Gene Ontology annotation, molecular function: protein binding. The record is from RefSeq and is a predicted model, not a curated record.
AUGGCAAGAACAUUGGUCCUUUUGCUCCCAGGUCUCGUGGCUGUGUGUGCCGUGCAUGGGAUAUUCAUGGACAGACUGGCUUCUAAGAAGCUGUGUGCCGACGACGACUGUGUCUAUACUAUUUCUCUGGCUCGAGCUCAAGACGAUUACAAUGCCCCGGACUGCAGAUUCAUUAACGUCAGCAAAGGACAGCAAAUCUACGUGUACUCAAAGCUAGUGAAAGAAAACGCAGCUGGAGAGUUCUGGGCUGGCAGUGUGUACGGUGACAGCCAGGAUGAGAUGGGUAUCGUGGGCUAUUUCCCCAGCAAUUUGGUUGAGGAGCAGCACGUGUACCAAGAGGCCACCAAGGAAGUACCCACCACGGAUGUUGACUUCUUCUGUGAAUAAGAACUCAAUCAAAAUGGCAGAGAGAAACACCCAAAAUAA